Messenger RNA from Hirsutella rhossiliensis, 1779 nucleotides. RefSeq lists its product as uncharacterized. The transcript has 4 exons. NCBI's taxonomy places the organism in Eukaryota, Fungi, Ascomycota, Sordariomycetes, Hypocreales, Ophiocordycipitaceae. The record is from RefSeq and is a predicted model, not a curated record. Bases 1 to 1779 code for a protein of 592 amino acids.
AUGCCGUCCUCUGGCCCUUUCAAGGACGAGGUCCAGCAGCAUUCUGUCCCAGAAGCAGCUUCUUCAUCGACCCCGUCGCGCAGUAACCCCGUCCAUCAAAGCUCUGCCCGAUCUCGAGGCAGUCCGCUACCGUCCCGGAAGCGCCAGGCAAAGCAGCCACUGCACAUUCGCAUGAACUUGACCGAGACCCAGAUGGAUAAAAUCACCGCCGCCUUCACAAACAAGGUCAACGAUAGCCCAGUGAGGGCGCGUCCGCGCGUUGAAGUCACGCCCGCCAAGCCGCCCUCUGGGCCGCAGCAGGGCGACUCUGGCUCGCGUCGCAACAAGUCCAGAUACAGCCUGAGCAGCAGCGGCGACGAAGACUCGCAAAAGCCGUCCACCACCUUCUCAGACCUCAUGCCCAGGCGUCAGGGCGACAUCUUCUCCGCGAGUCUGGCCGAACGUCGCCAGCAGCACCCCCCUACGCCGCUCCAGGUCGCCGACGACCACGCGCCCAGUCGCACUCCGCAUCGCCUGCCCAUGGAGUCGGUGUCUCACGCAGUCUCGCCCCUGAGCCCGACGCAAGGAGGGCGCUAUGAGAGGGCUGGGAGCGAGCAGCUCUCCCCUGACUGGCCGAGUCCUCAAACCGAAUGGCUGCCCCGUGCAAGCACAAACUCCCACGUCGUCGACGAAAACGUCAACGGGCCCGUCCUCGACAUGUACAGGGCGUGGGCGCGACUUGAGAGCCCUGCCGACUACGCCGAAUCCUCUUUUCGUGUGCAGAGCCUGGCUCAGCGACCGCGACGAUCCAAGAGCACCUCGGAUGGGCUUCGACGCGCCGACGGGUUUGCCCCUGCAUCUCCUCCUCCCCCCCCCCUGCCUGCCAAGGCACUUUCCCGGAGCUCCGGGACUCGGGCCACUGAGAGCCCUCUCUUCUCCCCGCUUGCCCUCUACUUCCGCGGUCAAGACUUCCCGUCGACCAAGAAGGGCGAAAAGACCUUGAUCGGACAGAACGGCUGGCUGGAGCGUACGGGAUUUGCCUCGGGACGGGAUCAAAAGGUCCGGCAGAAGAAGACGGGCAUCCUUGAGAGCAUCAAGAAGAUUGCGAAAGACAUGACGGCCGAGUUUCACAACAACAAUCGCCGCUCCCAGGCCCCGGUCAAGGAGGUGAGCGUGUCCCACAUUCGCAUUUCCCUCGACGCGCGGGAGCAGAGCCUGCUGUACUGCGAACUCGAGUUCCAUCUCACGGCCGCCCUCAACGAUUUCAUCACGGCCGAGCUCGACAGGGGCCACCUCGUCCCCGACAACCUCAAAAAGGUGUCGGACUGGUGGGCAAACCAGGGCCGCCCCAAGGUGGUCGGCUUUCGUUACGACCUGGAGACGCAGCUCCAACUCGUCAGCCUACACGUCAACGACUUCAACUUUUACGGCCGCCGCCAGAGCAACCCCGUCGAGAUCGGCGGCCUCCUCGACGCCAUGAAGACCAAUGCUCGCCAGAUGCGCAUCCGCACUUUUUGCCAGCCCGACUCGGUCGUCGCCAAGCAGCUCGUCGACGCCCAGUCGCUCUUCAACAUGAUCAACGUGUCCAGCCUGCAGCAAGCGGCCCUCGCUGAGGUGGCCCAGUUCUUCAAGGUCAUUGUCGAGCGCGAGCGCGAGCGGGAGCAGCACGAGCGCCGAGUCCGCGACCGGCAGAGCCAACACCACCACCAGCGACAUCGAUGCGAGAGCCACUCGGUUGCGUACCAGUCCAAGGACCACGACCACGAGGUCGACGAAGACCCGCUUCCUUAUGCUCGUUAG